UAUUUCUGCAAAGAACCAAAUUAGACCGAGACAAACAAACGCAGCUAGUCAGCAAACAAUCAAACUCAACAUCAUGGCAUUCAAGUUUAUUUUCGCACUUGCUUUCGUUGCUGCUGCCAGCGCUGGUUAUGCUCCCGCAGUUUAUCAUGCUGCUCCAGCUGCUUACCAUACCGCCCCAGUUCAUGCUGUCCAUGCUGCUCCCGUAGCUGUUGCCCAAAAGGUCGUUGUUAAGUCUGAAGAAUACGAUCCUCAUCCCCAGUACAAAUUCAGUUAUGGUGUUGAUGACAAAUUGACCGGUGACUCCAAGAGCCAAGUUGAAGAACGUGAUGGUGAUGUAGUCCGUGGUGAAUACUCCCUGAUUGAUGCUGAUGGUUACAAACGUACCGUUCAAUAUACCGCCGAUGCUGUCAAUGGUUUCAAUGCCGUUGUACACCGUGAACCUUUGGUCAAAUCUGUUGCCGUGGCUCCCGUUGCUCAUUAUGCUGCUCCCGCUACUGUUGUCAAGACAGUUGCUCCCGUAGCCCACUAUGCUGCUCCAGCUACUGUUGUGAAACAUGUUGCUCCCGUAGCUCAUUAUGCUGCUCCUGCUCAUGUUGUCAAGACUGUUGCUCCAGUUGCUACCCACUAUGCUGCUCCACAAUACGCCACCCACUACGCUGCUCCACAAUACGCCGCCCAAUAUGCUGCUCCAACUUAUGUUAAAACUGCUCCAGUUGCUCAUUACACAUCAUACGGUACACCCGCCGUUGCUUAUCAUCAUUAA
Molecule: messenger RNA, 763 nt
Organism: Musca vetustissima
Lineage: Eukaryota; Metazoa; Arthropoda; Insecta; Diptera; Muscidae
Product: larval cuticle protein A3A-like
Exons: 2
Coding region: 74-763 (229 amino acids)
Cellular component (GO): extracellular matrix
Source: RefSeq, a predicted model, not a curated record